AGGGGAGAUUACUCUAUUUAUAUUUUUAAAAAAAAGAAAAAAAGAGUUGUAAAUCGUGUCAGUAGCCUACACACAUUAUUUGUUUACUAUCGGUUUGUUUGUAAUUGUAUGGACCAAGUAGUAUAAUAAAAAAGGGUGAAGACUGAUGCUGUUUUUACCUUCUAUUCCAGUGUUAUUGAUGGAUAUUUUCUUCAAAGAGAUUCACCAAUAUGACUGAAGCAAUUGGAGGUGGGGCUCCACUUCCUCCCAAGAGGCCAACUAUUAUCAGAUCUCAAGUGGUGACAUCUGAUGCAGAUGGAGGUACAGCUGCCUCUAACAGAAAGGCUCCGGCCCGGCCAGCUCCACCCCCACCAGCCCGUCCUGCUCCCCCUCAGCUGAAACCCCCACAAGAACAAGAUGGAGAUGGAGAUAUUUCACCAAGACAUGCUGUGCCGGCAUCCGUUCGUAGCUCAAGUCCAAGGAGGUCAGGCGGCUCGGUCAAAAAACGUCCAGAAAUCACCAUUGUUGGAGCUCAACCUAUGAGUCAGGUUGGUUUCCGUGAUGAGAUUCAUAAAGGUACAAGUGAAAACGAGCACCACACUCCACCACCAACAACGAAACCCCCCGAUAUUCCUCAAGUGCGAGAACCACCACCUAGACCAGUGUCGAUGGGCAGACCACCGCGACCAUCAUCAAGAUCUGUCGUGGAUGAGGAUUGUCCUGACAACAUUCCACCUCCGUCCAUUACACCGACGCUUGUGCCUUCUCUUGUUUCACCCACUCUGCAGCCGCCUCGGCCCAGCAGACCCACGAACUGGGAUAGUGAUGCAGCCAUUCUCCAGGCCAGGAAAUCACCAACGCAACCAGAUCAUGAUAACACAAUGGUUAACAAACAAGCUCUACCAACUAGACCUCCAAGAUCACCAAUCGUAUCACCCAAAACUCAGCAGCAUAAUUUAGAGGAAUCAGACGUAAAGAGUUCUUCAGAGUUGACAGAAGUAAGCCAGGAAGAACAAAGGAAACAGCCUCCUCGACCUUCCAGACCUACCAUAAUCCGACCGAAAAGACCACAAAGGACUCCAGUUAUCGAGGACAAAGAUUACUCGCAAAAUGAAGAUCUUAAUUCAGCUGCAAAUGGUGGAGUUACAUCGUAUGAUGUGGAAGAUGGUGUUCAUGAUGGUGGAGCAGCUGUUUUUUCUGUUGCUGCAAAACCACAGCCCAGAAAAAGCCUGAUUAAAACAGACAGUGAUUCAAAUGAAGGUACUGUUGGGGAUAACAACGAUAACAACGGCUCUGGUGAGCCACUUUAUGCUGUGAUAAACAAAAAACGACCAACAUCGCUUGCUAAACCUCGCGUGUCGCCAAGAGAACAGAAAGUUGAUGCCAAACCAUCUGCUGAUGGAACACCUGGUGAUGAUCAUGCUCUGCCGUUUAAAGUGAAGCUUAGACCCACCGUUGUGAAACACACAGAACCAGAUCCUAGUUGUGAUGGCUCAGAGAGAGGCAGUACUGAUAUGUCUUCGAAAUCACCUCGUCCAGUGUCUGCCAAACCCAAGCCACUUCCAAAACCCAAGCCUGUAGCCAAACCUUCGAAACAGGAGUCAUGGGCUGAUAAAAUUAAGGAUUUUGAUUCUUUAAUAUCUGGACCUAGCAGUAAAAAAAAGGACACUGUCUCUAGCCAUACAAGAAAGGACAUUGGCUCCAGCAGUAUGAAAAGAGAUACUGGGCCUAGCAAUACAAGAAAAGAAAUUAGUUCUAGUAGUGCAAGAAAGGAUGUUAGUCCUAGGACUGCAAGAAAAGACAUUACGGAAAAGGACAUUGGUUUUAGUAGUACAAGGACAGAGAUUGAGAUAGAAGACUAUGAAAAUAAAAGCAGAGAAGCGGUGGUCUCGGACCAGAUUGUGAUCAAGAGGCCAACUAUUAUACGACCACCACCGAAACCAGCCAGGGUGACUUCGGAUGAUGGAGAUGCUGGGACUGAUCAGACUGGUGCUACCACUCCUGACAGUUCAGAUCAGAAUAACUCAGGUCCACCGUUACCUGCUAGAAGACCAGUUUCACUAGCAGCAGCCAUGUUUGAACAAAAUAAAGACUCCAAAGCUGAAUCCAUGAGACAUUCACAGAAGGUAAAAAAGUUGGAUGCUGUAGAACAAUGUGGUAACCAUUCUGAUGGUUCUGACGAGAGUAAGUCAGGACCACCAUUACCUGCCAGAAGACCUGUUUCUCAAACAGCAGCUGUCUUUGAACAAGCCAGAGUGGUCAAAGAUGAAUCUUUGAAUAAGCGACAGCAACAAAAAAUGCAUGUUGUAGAACAGUCUGCUAACAAAGAUGGUCCGAACGAAGGUCCAGGUAGACCAUCAAAUGCUCCUGUUCCAAGGACAAGAAAAUCACCUUCAGAUGGUUCAGAAGUUAAAGCUGUUCCAAGAACAAGAAGAUUGCUUCCAGACAGUGCAGAACAUAAACCAGUGACAGAUCAGCAGUCUCCAUCAUCUGAUGGAAGACCCUCUCCUGAACCCAUUGAGAAGGUGUCGCCCACUUCUCAUCAUCACGAUCAUUCUCCACAGCAUCCUGCCAGGCCAUCAGGCAGACCUCCCCCACCCAAGAUCUCCACCACACAGAUGACUGUCACAAAGGUUACAGUAGUCAGCGAUGCACUGAAGGGACCACCCCGACCAAGUGGAGGCCCACCACGGCCUGCUGGGCCACCACCAUCUCCAAAAGCAAGCACCCCCGGGCGGCCCAGUCCUCCAAAAUCGUCAGUUGGAAAAUCGUCAUCCAAAGUGCCAGAGCUACCAAGUCGACCGAGUCCCGGACAUCCCUUGUACCACUACAUGAUGCAUCAACCACACGGCAUUGCUCAGUUCGACUACACAGCAACUCAAGAUGAUGAGAUCUCAUUCACAGCAGGUGAGACAGUACUACUGGAACGUCGUAUCGAUGCUAACUGGUUGGUUGGUAAAAUUGGCGACAAAACAGGCAUGUUUCCAGCAGAGUUUGUUCAAGUCAUACGUCCACUGGAUGAUGAGAUGACAGACGAGACUCAGGCUGAAUAUUUAGUUGCACCAGAAGAGACUCAGUUUUAUCAUGACACAGAAUCAUCUGUAACAUCUGGACCUCGCUGUAUUGCGCGAUUCGACUUUGACGGGGACGGGACAGAUGAUUUGACAUUUGAGGAAGAUGACGUCAUCCGACUGAUAUCGACAAUGGGCUGUGAUUGGAUGAGAGGAGAACUCAAAGGAAAGGAAGGCAUCUUCCCGAUUGCGUUUGUAGAUAUUAUCGAGCCGCUCCCAGACGAUGCAUACAGACCCGACAGCUUCUUUGUUACCAUGGAUUCAGAUUAUGUGGGGAAAGAAGAAGAAGAAUUGUCUUUCAAGGCUGGAGACACAAUAAAGCUUCUUGGUCGACUAGAUUCGUAUUGGCUGAUAGGAGAAUCUAACACUAGAGAAGGCAAGUUUCCUGCCAGUUUGGUUUCUACGCCUCUACCCCCAGAACUUCCUGACUAUGAACCGCCAGCUCACCUGGUUCAAGAGCAAGAGACCGAGAGUCACCAUCUCUCAACAGAAGCUUCCCAUUCAGACGGCACGCCAUUUGCCACAGCACUGCACGACUUUGGUGGGGAACAAGAUGGCGACCUUUCAUUCCAGGAAGGGGACAGGAUCGAACUUGUCGAUCGAGUUGGAACCGACUGGUACAGGGGACGUCUUCAUGGCAAGGAAGGGAUGUUUCCUGCUGCUUUCGUUCAUGUAGAAAUAGACUUACCAGAGUUUUCUGCCCCUGAUUCACCGGAAGGUUACACCGCUCCAGACCACCCACUGACUGUGAAGAUUGAGGGAAAAGCUUUGUAUGACUUCGAAGGCCAAGGAAAUGAGUUGUCUUUUAAGAAAGGAGACCUCAUCGUUCUAGGCCAGCGUGUGUCUGAGGACUCUGACUGGCAGUAUGGGACACUGAACGGGAAGGACGGCAUGUUUCCGGCAAGUUUUGUCGACAUUCUGUAAUGAUGGAAGUGUUAGACACAAGGUUCUCAUAUCAAGCUAUCUGUGAAAUCCCUCGACUAAUUCUCUGAAUGACAAACACAAGGAUUUUUAGACAGUUUUGUCAAUAUUCUGUGAUUAUAACCAUAAAUGUGUACAAGUCUGAACAACAAAAAACAUUACAAUAAUUUAAGCUUGUAUCUGUGUACACGACAAGAGACCAAAGGAUGUUUUGAGACUUUGUGGAGGUAUACUUCCAUGAAUUAAUGUCAGGUGCUUCAUGCUUGUAUCUGUGUACAUGACAAGAGACCAAAGGAUGUUUUGAGACUUCGUGGUGGUAUACUUCCAUGAAUUACCAUCAGGUGCUUUAUACUUGUAUCUCUGUACACGACAAGAGACCAAAGGAUGUUUUGAGACAUCUUGGUGGUAUACUUUCAUGAAUUACCAUCAGGUGCUUUAUACUUGUAUCUCUACACGACAAGAGAUCAAAGGAUGUUUUGAGACUUUAUGGAGGUAUACUUUCAAGAAUUACCAUCAGGUGCUUUAUACUUGUAUCUCUACACGACAAGAGACCAAAGGACGUUUUGAGACUUCGUGGUGGUAUACUUUCAUGCAUUACCAUCAGGUGCUUUAUGCUUGUAUCUCUGUACAUGACAAGAGACCAAAGGAUGUUUUGAGACUAUGGAGGUAUACUUUCAUGAAUUACCAUCAGGUGCUUUAUACUUGUAUCUCUACACGACAAGAGACCAAAGGAUGUUUUGAGACUUCGUGGUGGUAUACUUCCAUGAAUUACCAUCAAGUGCUUUAUGCUUGUAUCUGUGUACAUGACAAGAGACCAAAGGAUGUUUUGAGACUUUAUGGAGGUAUACUUCCAUGAAUUAAUGUCAGGUGCUUCAUUUAUAUAAGAACAGCUUCUCUCCAGCAUGAUAUAUGCUUUCUUCUUAGUUCUUCUUUAGGAGGACUUUAUUUUCAACACUGGUUUGUCAAAUCUCAACUGAAUAACGGGUCAAAUUUUUAUUUUUGAAGGGGUUACCUUCAGUUUAAUAACAAAACUACGGGCAGUAAGACCUGAUGGAGGGGCCCCAAGGCAAACCUUUCCUUCAAAAGAGGGGCAUGAAAGGCAAAUUUUAAUUUUCUGUCAAGUUUUCUCAGACGAAAAUGAUACCACCCUGGUGCCAUGGGUUUCCUAUCGUAUACAGUUUACUGGAUACAGAUUGAGGGCUCGAAAUAUCAGUAAAAUAUGGUCUAAAAAAUGGACUGCUUUUUGCUUUUCGCAGGCUGCAAUUUCGAGCCCUGUUAUCAUUAUUACCAGUGAUAAUUUUACAAUAUGUUACAUAUACAACAUGGAACCUAUGAGAAAGACACAGUGGCAAACCAUGUUGGGAACCAUGGCAUUUUUCUUGGCACCAACAACAUCCAAUGUUUGGAGCACAACGGCAAGUAAGGAGGGCAAUCACAGCGCUUGUUGAUGUUGCCAUGGCAAAUUCAAACUCUGGAACAAGAUGUUUGUAUGACAUCAAGAUAAAUGGAAAUCUUGUGCCAAUUUUCAGUGGAAAGCGGCAACACAGAUGUACGUUUAGCUCUGUUGUUAGAAGUGUUGCUAAGGACCUUUGUAAUAUAUCAAGCCGUCUGCGAAGUCCCCGUAACCAGUGUUGGACAUAACAGUGUGCACCAAGCCAAUAAAACAACUGGCAUUCACAUUUCAGGGCCCAUAGUUUCGAAGCCAUCUUAGUGCUGCGAUAUCGUAAAACAGUCUGCGACUAAGAUGUGUGUGUGUCGUAGUGGCAUCAUAGCCUAAGAUAAUUUUAUGAUGUCAUGGUGCUAAGAUACUUCGAAAGUAUGUAGUCUGCUUUUCAUUUUCACCAGUGUGCUUCUGGUCAUAAUGCCACAAUGUACAUAGCUGAACUGAACUCUUAUGGGGCUAAGUUAUUUAUAAAUUUGAUCAUUUUCGAUCUUAAGUGCAAUUACACUGAUUUCAGUUAUAACUCUGUGGAUUUCUGUCUUGGACUAUAUUAUUUUUUUAAUUGUUCAUUAUAUACAUUUUUUCCUAGGUGUAGUUACAUCACUUUUGACAAAAUUAUGCUUUAUAUUUUUAAAUAUUUUGUCUAUAUAUUUAUCAUAUUUUUAUAAUAUUGUUAGAUCUAUAGAGCCAAAAGGUGUUGUCUCCAUUGUUCUCAAAAUGGCUUUAAAUGCCUUCUUAUUUUUUAAUAAUCUGAACUUACUAAAACAAAGUACUACUUGGCUAAUGCAAUGAAACCCCUCUAAACCGGACAACCAGGGGACCAAGUACAAAGUCUGGUUUUAAGGCAUUUUGCGUUAAGACAGGUUUUUAGACUGAAAAUUUGAGGGAAUUCCUAUUUACUGAGGGUUUAAUUUCUAGAGGUUUGACUGCAAGUAAAUUCUGCUAGCAGGAAUACGUUAUGUUUAUAAACCACCCUCGUAGCCACAAAACUUUGAGAUAACACUUUCAGGCUUUCAACAGUAGGACGUAUGGGUUAUGGUAAUAUUCCUUUACGUUAGUGAGUAGGUCAUUGGAUUCUUACAGUCACCAUUUCAGUAGAAAUGUGUUAUUUGAUAGAUUUAAUACAUGCGGCAUGUUGUUUCUCAACUUGAUGUGGCAGUGCGUAGGCUACAUUCUCUACUUAUAAGAACAUUACAAUAUGUAGAGUUUAUCAAUUGCUUUAUACCAAUUACUUUUCAUUUAUUUAUUUUUUGGUUUAGGGGAGAUUGAUUUGUUGUUAUAUAAUUAUAGGCACAGACUAUAAAAUCAGGGAUUUUUAGGAUUGUCUGCAAUUUCUUUAACAUUCAUCAUUGCUAUGGCUGCAUCAAUGGGAUAACUUCAAAUUGUAGUGAAUAUAUCAGAAAUUUAAUUAUUUUUUAUUGAAGGUAACCAUUCCUGGGCCUAAAUCACAAAUUAUUGUAAUGUUUAGGUUAAAUUCCAGUAUGAUAAAAUGCUUGUUAUAAUUACAUAGUUGAGAACAGUAUAGAAUAUUUAAUAUAUUUUUUAUGCAUAUUACAGUGGGUUUUUAAAAUUAAUAUUUAAUCUUUUGAAAGAAACUGCAUAGUAAUUACAAUAAAGUAUUCACGUUUUUAAAGAGAUAGAACAUACAAAAUUUAUAUUGUUCUUUACAUUAUUGAAUAUUACUAUUAGUACAUUGUUUUAUAUUAUUAAUUAUUUUUGUUAUGGUGGAGGAUUUUCUCCUUCCUGUUAUAUUGCCUCUUCUACUUCACUGGUUGGAGCAUUAUGCAAUAUUCCUGUUAAUUGUCCACAUCACGGUACACAUUUUACUGUACAGUGUUCAGUAAACACACAAUGUGUAUAAAGAUUGAACAUGCAUGUAAAACAUGGCUUUACCUACAAGGUACCACAGUUUGUCAAUUUAUUGAAACUGAUUUUUAACCAAUCAGACGCUGAGAUCAGUUCAGUGCAGAUCUGUCAGUCUAGGUUUUUGCUCAUUUUAGAAAAAUGCUAAUAUUAGCUUUAAAACACCCAAUUUGUAGAUUUUUCUUUCAUUUAUUAAUUUCAAGUUGUGGGUUACAAAGGAGAAAUGGAUGAUCAGAAAUAGGUUUUGACAUGCAGCAUAUUAGAGUUGGUGUUAAGUGUGCAGAUCGGUGUCUAAAUCUGUGCUGACAGGGUGGACCGUGCUACAAGUACCUCAUAGUUGACAUAGAUAACUGAGUUUUAAGGAGUAGUUUGUGAGACCAAAGUCCACAAUAAAUUCUUGUUAAAGAAAAAAUAUUAUUUUACAUAAUUCAUUAAAAUUUACACAAUCAUUUCCACCCAUUUUUCAUCCGUGUUGAUAGAAAUAACAAUGAGGUGCUAUUUUCUUGCACCUCUUCUUUAUGUGUUGUAUAGACAGACUUGGAGAAGUGCCGUAAAGAUGGCUACAAAUCCUUGGGUACAAAAGUGAAAGAAACAUUCUCUUCCAAGAUGAAAAGGAAAUGGUUAUCAAGACUUCAAAGAUUUUCAUAACAAAUUAUUUUUAAUACAUAUAUAGUGGCAUCUGUAUAAACUGACAUGACCAUAGAGUCACGUUCAGUGAAAUUAGCUGGAAGUAUAAUAAUAUUGUCUAAUCUGGCACUGUGUGUAUACCAGCACAUUUUGUUAGUCUUCCCUUGAAUCUAGUUCAGACAGUCUCAUUCACUAGUUCAGCAUAUUUAUAGCAUAAUUUGUAAGAUAAUUUAUCGGUGAUGAAGUUUGUAUGAUGAUGUUUGAACAAAUGUUUUUCUACCAAGAUAGUGUCGCUAUAUUGGCCCUGUUUGAAUGAAUGCUUUACUACCAAGAUAGUUAAUAUUGGUUGGAAUGGUCAUGGUUGGAAUUCAUUGUGACACCAACUUGUAAGCAUCGCUAACAAAGGAUAGUGGCACAAUGGAGAUCAACCCCAGUGACCAACAUGGCGUUUAGCCUCAUUGCAUAAUAAAUUACAUAACUCAUUUCUAGAGGUUUUGAGAAAAAGGAGGAAAAAAAAACAACUUCAUGUUUAUACAAGCAGAAAUUAAUUCUUUAAAAAUUAUUUGAACAACAAACAUUUUUCUUGCCUUUAUUGUUUAAAUAUUUUGUUCAAGAAUUCA
Messenger RNA from Gigantopelta aegis, 8522 nucleotides. Its product is annotated as proteoglycan 4-like. NCBI's taxonomy places the organism in Eukaryota, Metazoa, Mollusca, Gastropoda, Neomphalida, Peltospiridae. Bases 210 to 3974 code for a protein of 1254 amino acids. Gene Ontology annotation, molecular function: protein binding. The transcript is spliced from 14 exons. The record is from RefSeq and is a predicted model, not a curated record.